Molecule: messenger RNA, 3091 nt
Organism: Triticum dicoccoides
Lineage: Eukaryota; Viridiplantae; Streptophyta; Magnoliopsida; Poales; Poaceae
Product: histone-lysine N-methyltransferase EZ1-like
Exons: 15
Coding region: 458-2773 (771 amino acids)
Biological process (GO): heterochromatin formation
Cellular component (GO): nucleus; PcG protein complex
Molecular function (GO): protein binding; chromatin binding; histone H3K27 methyltransferase activity
Source: RefSeq, a predicted model, not a curated record
GGUUGAAAAGUACACCACCCCGCCGCCGCGCUCCGCCGUGCGCACGCUGUCCCCGCCGCAGAACAUCUCGGCGUCCGGUCCGAUGGCCGCCGCUGCCACCGCCACAUACAGGUUCUCGGCGCCAACCGCCGGCCGCUCGCGCCGGGGGUCCGGCCCGGAGAGACCUAGUGGUGUAGGCUGCAAUCCGACGCUCCGACCCAAUGCGGGCGCCGAAUCCCCAAUCCUUCUCUGUGCCCUAGAGGCUAGGGCUGCCGCCGCACCGUAGCUCGCCGUCGCCGCGGACACCUCACGUCUCCAAACCCCUCCGCCUCCAACGCGCAUCGCCGCCGCCGCCGCCGAGGUUCCUCAGGAUGAUGAGGCUAUACCGGAUGGAGAAUUAAGCGAGGUCUCCGUUUCAACUUAUGUUAACUCGUUGAAGAAUGAGUUCGCAACACUUCGUUCCGCUGAGAUUAAGGAUAUGGUAGAGAAUAACAAGAUUAAGCUCAGCACCAUUAUGCAGAGCAAUCGCGGUUCUUCAACAAUCUGGCAAACGAGUGCAUUGGAUGGUACAGGUUUAGCCACGAAUCUGCUGACACCUAGGCAACACGAUGCGUCGUGCUCAACGCUUGGUCUUGAACUGUGCCUUGCUGAGAAAGAUGGUGGCAGUUCUCAAGAAGAUAGUCCGUAUGGCACAUCGACUGCUACUUUGGGUGGAAUUCUCACUGCAAAGAAUGCUAAUAAGCCAAUUGAACUACCAAAAGUGUCAGACCUUCCACCUUAUACAACAUGGGUGUUUUUGGACAGGAACCAGAGGAUGACGGAAGACCAAUCUGCAUUUCAUCGACAAAAUAUUUACUACAAUGCACAUUGUGGUGAAGCUUUAAUGUUCAGUGAUAGUGAAGAUGAAGUUGUUGAGGAUGAAGAGGAGAAAAGGGAAUUCAAAAGCUCUGAAGAUUGUUUUAUUCGGAUGACCAUUGACGAAUGUGGCAUGUCUGAUGAAGUGCUGGAGACCCUAGCUCAAUGUUUUGAGAAGACUGCUGGUGAUAUAAAGGCCAGAUAUGAGAUCUUACAAGGAGAGAAUACUGAAAGUUCUUCCAAAGAAGUGUCCAAACUUAAUGCCAAACUGAAAGAUAUCUACCACGAUAAAGAUUUGGCUGCAGCAUUGGAUUCCUUCGAUAAUCUCUUUUGUCGGCGAUGUCUAGUUUUUGAUUGCAAACUACACGGGUGUUCUCAAGAUUUAAUAUUUCCUGCAGAAAAGCAAUCACCUUGGAACAGCAUGGAUGAUGUACCAUGUGGUAUUCAUUGUUAUAAGCUGGCCACCAAACACAAAGAUUCAGUUGCAUACUCACAACAUAAUUCUCCAAGCACAAGAAGUUCUCGGAAGAAGGAUGCACAUCAAAUGGAGAAUAACUCAGCUUUAGUGGAAGAUCGUAAUUAUUUGAUGGUGGAAACAAAUAAUGAGCAUUCAGCAACAGAUGGUCAUGAUAGUUCUAGGAAGGAAGAAUUAGUCGAUAAGAAUAUAUGCAGGCAAGAAGACAAUCUUGUAUCCUGGAUGGUGAUUGAGAAAGAGCUUCUAGUUAAAGGUGUGGAGAUUUUUGGAAGGAACAGUUGUUUAAUUGCUCGGAACCUUUUUGAUGGAGAGAAAUCAUGCAGUGAUGUUUUUCAGUAUAUGAAUUAUAUUGAGAACAGCAGCACAUCUGAGGUUUUUAGCGGUGUUGAUUCUCUUGUUAAAGGAUUCAUAAAAGUAGGUUUCAGUUUACUCUAUAUAUUUUCACCCGGGUGGUAUCUUAUGUCAGUGCUGCCGAUGUUGACAUCACAGGGACAUGGGUUGGGCCUGGGAUCACGGCGUCCUAGAAAGCGAGGAAGGGUCAAGCAUGCCUCAAGAUCUACAGUCUACCGUUUCAUAAGGAAAAGGAUUGCAGCAAUGAAGGGUGAGCUUCGUCAGCAUUACAAUCCAUGUGGUUGUCAAUCGGCAUGUGGGAAACAGUGUCCAUGUCUUAAAAAUGAUACAUGCUGUGAGAAAUUAUGUGGGUGUCCGAAAGCGUGCAAGAAUCGUUUUCGAGGCUGUAAUUGUGCAAAGGCUCAGUGUCGCAGCCGCCAGUGCCCAUGCUUUGCUGCUGACAGGGAAUGUGAUCCUGAUGUGUGCAGAAAGUGUGGGGUAGGUUGUGGUGACGGUUCAUUGGGUGUCCCCAACCAAAGAGGUGAUAAUUAUGGAUGUCAGAACAUGAAACUGCUUCUUAGACAACAACAAAAGGUCGUACUUGGGAGAUCUGAUGUUUCUGGCUGGGGAGCAUUCGUUAAGAAUACUGUUGGCAAGGAUGACUGUCUUGGGGAGUACACUGGGGAGCUUAUCUCUCAUAGGGAAGCAGCCAAGCGUGGACAGAGAUAUGACCGUGAGAAUUCAUCAUUCCUUUUCAACUUAAAUACUGAGUUUGUUCUCGAUGCCUUCAGGAUGGGCAACAAGCUGAAGUUUGCCAACCAUUCCCCUGAUCCGAAUUGCUAUGCCAAGGUUAUGUUUGUAGCAGGCGACCAUAGGGUGGGCAUAUUCGCCAAUGAGCGGAUUAAUGCAGGCAAGGAGAUUUUUUAUGAUUACCAUUACGCACCUAACGAAGCACCAGCGUGGGCUCUGAAGGCUGAUGAUGCCACUGGAGCGGAAGACCCCGGUCAAUCUUCCAGUGGAAGCGCAAAGAAGGUUGAUACUCCUGGAGCGAAAGACCCCGAGCAAUCUUCCAGCGGACGAGCAAAGAGGCCCCGGAAGUCUUCCAGAGGGCGACCGAGGAAGCAUGCCCGGUGAAGAAACACCAUUGGUUGAUUCUUUUUGUCGCGGGGCCGAAAUUCAGAAGCUAUCUCAGCACCUUAAUUUUGAACUUUUACAUUCGUUGGCACCUUUAUCAGCACUCCUUUGUGGAUGGAGCAUGAACCAUUUAAUAAGUGUCGGGUUUUAUUCAUCCUUAGGGCUUUGUAAUAAGGUGCCCACGCCGUAGCGGCGAUUGGGGUCAGUGGUGUUGCGGGCAUCCGGUCUAUUUGGCUGGAAACUGCCCCGGACGCUGUAUCAGUUUCGGUGGCCGGCGAUCAUGCUGUGCCGUUGGUUUAAUUGAAAAGCUAUCUUCAA